UGUAACGUUGUCGCAGAAACAAAAACCCCAAAACGACAACACAUCACCACAAACCGGCACAAAAGCUCCACCACCAACACCAGACCCUUUUUCCGCUAUUUCCAGCUCCGUCGGACCCAAUUCGGGCGCCCACCUUGGUCCCGGACCUCCGCAUUUCCACCAUCGCCACCGCCACCUCUCACUCUCUCACCGCGCCCUCCUCCGAGUUCCUCACCGGAAAUGGCGAAACCUUCGAAGGGCCACCACGAUGAAUUUGAAGACGAAGAUGAGUGAAGAUAGAAGGGCAAGGCAGGGAGAAGAACCGCUCCAAGCAUUCCGAAACCGAGCAGCGUAGGAGGAGCAAGAUUAAUGAGAGAUUUCAGAUGUUGAGAGAUAUCAUUCCCCAAAAUGAUCAGAAAAGAGAUAAGGCUUCAUUGUUGUUGGAGGUUAUAGAGUAUAUACAAUUUUUACAGGAGAAGGUAAAUUUGUAUGAGGGGUCGUACCAAGGAUGGAGUCCAGAGCCAACAAAACUGGUGCCAUGGAGACUUACCGACCUCCCAUUUAUUUGUUUGCCACAGAAAGGUCAUAACAGGUCUGGAGAAAAUUUCGCAGAUCAGUCUCAAGUUAUGAACGAUGGUUCGGAUCAUGAGAAUAAUGUGGUUGUCUCACCAGCAAUGCUCCCAAACUCUCAAAACUCAGUGGAAUCUAACUUGGGCUCUGCUGUUGCUUACAAAGCACUGGAUCACAUCGCUGGGCUAGCUACUCAAUCAGUGCCUAAUGUGCAACAACAAAGCAUCUUUGACUCUGUUGGGAGUGGAGUACCCACACAGCCCUUGCAGGAAUCUAUUACUGAUGCUCAGAACAUGGCUUGUCAACCCCAAUUCCCAUCGUGGGCGGGUAUAACAUCUUCAACCGUAUCAGAUGGUAAACUGAACAAACAGGAUGAACAUAGUGGAUCUGGUAGCACCUCAAGUGCUUACUCUCAAGGGGUUUUGAACAAUCUGACGCAGGCAUUGCAAUCUGCUGGUCUGGACUUGUCCCUGGCCAGCAUCUCUGUUCAAAUGGAUGUUGUGAAUCGAGCAGACAGUGGGCUGACAUCUGUAGCGUCUAGUUCAAAGGCACAUGUGAACCAAUCCAUGAACAAUCAAAUGAUGACACGGCUCAAGUAAGUAGCUGUGAUGGGGGACUUGAACUGGCGCAUAAGCGGUUCAGAACAAGAGAAAGCUAGACUAGAUAGUUUCUAGCUUUUCUUAAAUCUGCUUAUUUUUGGUUUUCGUGGUUUUAUUGGGGGUGAGGGUGCUCGUGGGCGGGUGACAUUUUGUUUCAAAGAUUACAUGGUAAACAGAACAACUAGGUUCAGGUCAGUCAAUUGUAUAUGGUUUGUGCCCCCCUGUGCAUGGAAUUUCAUAGAUAGAUUGUCAGAUGUUCUUUUGUUGAUACCUUGAAGUUUCAGAUGGAUGAUUCCAUGCAUAUAGCGAGGAGCGGGUUUCUGUUCUGGUCUGCGUUUUAAAGAACUCUCUACAUACAUGAAUUUUAUCGUUAAUCCUUGAUGUUUCGUUGA
Molecule: messenger RNA, 1540 nt
Organism: Pyrus x bretschneideri (Chinese white pear)
Lineage: Eukaryota; Viridiplantae; Streptophyta; Magnoliopsida; Rosales; Rosaceae
Product: transcription factor BIM2
Exons: 8
Coding region: 363-1148 (261 amino acids)
Biological process (GO): DNA-templated transcription
Molecular function (GO): protein dimerization activity; DNA-binding transcription factor activity
Source: RefSeq, a predicted model, not a curated record